Loa loa (African eye worm) is the source of this 831-nucleotide messenger RNA. RefSeq lists its product as hypothetical. The transcript is spliced from 6 exons. The record is from RefSeq and is a predicted model, not a curated record. NCBI's taxonomy places the organism in Eukaryota, Metazoa, Nematoda, Chromadorea, Rhabditida, Onchocercidae. The coding region runs from base 1 to 825 and encodes 274 amino acids.
AUGGAUUCUAAAGCCAUGUCACGGACAUUUACAAAAUCUUCGAGUAAUGAAACAAAGGAUUCGGGUUCAACUGCUAAAAAAUCAUCGGAAGAGUUAAGUCCAAUACCGGAUAGUACGGAAGUGGAACAACCUAGCGGAAGCGUUCCAGAGGAAAUGGAAUUCCUGAUUGGCGAAGAUACCGAACAGUUAUCCGAUGUUACCGAUCCGGAAGUGUAUUCAACAAGAUCAUCUACAGCAAAAUCUAUCGGCAGUAGCAGUAGUCGCUUUUUCGUCUGGUUUAGUCAUGUCUAUCCGUUGAUGAGAAACAAAAAAGUGCGCUACUUAACAGUUAUCAAUUCUGUCUUGCUGUUCAUCAAUGUCUUAAUACUUUUACUUGCGCUUGCACUCCUACUAAAUCAAAUCAUUCUUGCAUUUCGGAUUUCGGGCAUUAUGAAUGAUCAACCAUCACCGUGUAUUUUUACGUAUGAGCCAUGGUUAUCGUGUUCUGCAAGUUGUUGGGAUGGUUCAUCAAAUUAUCCUCAAAUGCGACGUUAUGUGAAUAAAAAUUCGAUAGUGCAAGCACGUGGAGGUGAUAAACCGGAAUGCCCGAAUGAUUUGGAAAAUCGAGUGGAUUUUGCACCUUGCAAUACCUUCAGAUGUCCAACAAAUUUAUCACAGUAUCCAUUUACCCGUUGUUAUUACAAGGAUUCAUUAAAAGAAUCAUCUGGUGGUUGUUAUCGUAUUCGCGAUGUACCAUUGGAUGAUCGUUUGAUUUUUAUGGAUGCAGACUUGACAAAAAAUUGUUCAGAAAUAGAAUGUGAUCAUGUCAAAAAACUCCUAUUUUAAUUCAUC